CUCUCCGCGCGCUCCGGACUUGAGCGUCCCUGUCUCGUUGGAGUCGUUGGUGUCGGCAGUCUGGUGUUUUCUCGAUUUUGGCGGGCCGGAUUGUGGACCGUUACUUUGUCCUUCAAUUAUCUCUCGAAUUAACCAACUUACGAAGGAUAAAUGAUGGCAGACAAGGACGGCGAUUUUAGUUGAGUCGAAUAUGAUUGAAGAAGCUGACAAUGAGUCAAAUAAGAUUGAAGGAGCUGAGUCGAAUAAAAUUGUAAGAGCUGAGUCGAGUAAGAUUGAAGGAGUUGAGUCGAAUAAGAUGGAAGGAAUUAAGUCGAAUAAAAUUGAAAGAGCUGAGUCGAGUAAGAUUGAACAAGUUGAUUUGAAUAAGAGUGCAAGCAAAUCAAUUAUAGAGAGUAUUCAAUCAAUGGAUGGAACCACACAGCUGAUAAGAGGAGAUUUAAGCGCCGCUGUUUGUUCAGAGGGCUUUGACGACGCGGUGGAGGAACGUAUUAUCAACGAGGAGUAUAAAAUAUGGAAAAAGAACACACCGUUUCUAUACGAUCUUGUCAUGACACAUGCUUUGGAGUGGCCCUCUUUAACGGCUCAAUGGCUUCCCGAUGUCACUAGACCUGAGGGAAAAGAUUAUUCAAUUCACAGGCUAAUCUUGGGCACUCACACUUCGGACGAACAAAAUCAUUUGCUCAUAGCUAGCGUCCAACUUCCGAAUGAAGACGCUCAAUUCGACGCCUCACACUACGACAAUGAGAAGGGUGAAUUUGGUGGAUUUGGUUCCGUGAGCGGUAAAAUCGAGAUUGAAAUCAAGAUCAAUCAUGAAGGCGAAGUCAAUAGAGCGCGAUUCAUGCCGCAAAAUCCAUGUGUGAUUGCAACGAAGACUCCCUCGAGCGACGUGCUCGUAUUUGAUUAUACCAAACAUCCCAGUAAACCGGAUCCCAACGGGGAAUGUCAUCCAGAUCUUAGAUUGCGAGGACACCAAAAGGAAGGUUACGGACUCUCAUGGAAUCCGAAUCUUAAUGGAUAUUUACUUAGCGCGUCUGACGACCACACGAUUUGUUUGUGGGAUAUCAAUGCCACACCGAAGGAAAAUCGUGUUAUCGAUGCGAAAACUAUCUUUACAGGACACACAGCCGUGGUCGAAGACGUCGCUUGGCAUUUAUUACAUGAAUCCUUGUUUGGUUCAGUCGCUGACGAUCAAAAGCUAAUGAUCUGGGACACUAGAUGCAACAAUACUAGUAAACCAAGUCAUACCGUUGAUGCUCACACUGCUGAAGUAAAUUGCUUGAGCUUCAAUCCGUAUUCUGAAUUCAUACUGGCUACUGGCAGUGCGGACAAGACUGUGGCGCUUUGGGAUUUGCGAAAUCUUAAAUUGAAGUUGCAUUCAUUUGAAUCGCAUAAAGAUGAGAUCUUCCAAGUCCAAUGGUCGCCACAUAACGAAACUAUAUUGGCAAGCAGUGGUACAGAUAGACGGUUACAUGUCUGGGAUCUCAGCAAGAUCGGCGAAGAACAGUCCAGCGAAGAUGCCGAAGACGGACCGCCCGAACUUCUGUUUAUACACGGAGGUCACACCGCAAAAAUCAGCGACUUUUCGUGGAACCCGAACGAACCGUGGGUCAUAUGCUCGGUAUCGGAGGAUAACAUAAUGCAAGUAUGGCAAAUGGCGGAGAAUAUUUACAACGACGAGGAACCCGAGACCCCUGGGAGCGAGAUUGAAACUGGUGGCUCAUAACGUGAAAUAUAAUUCAUCAAAUUGUUUUGAGCUAUCGCCACCUUCUCCCCUCCCCCCCUGACUGAGGAUUAUAAGCGCAGCCCUAGUUGCGCCAUGUUGUUGAACAUCUCGGUGUAACGAGCUUGAAGACAUUCCUUUUCACCAGUAAACAAUAAUUCUUGCUUUUAAUCAUGUAAACUAAAAAGUUAAAAGAUUCUAUUACCAUGUUUUCGGCGAACGUAUUGCGCAGAUAAUACUAUCUUAUCAGAUCUGACUAAAUUUGUAUUUCGAAAUUUGAAAAAAAAAGUUUACGAAUAACUUAAAAUAUUCCGAAAGAAUGAAAGUGGUCAGAGUUGUUGUUUUACGGUGACAAAUUGGCUAUGUUAACAAUGAAUAAAAUAACCAGCUGACAAAAUAGUUAGCUAUAAUAAAAUAACUGCUAGUUACACCCGUUGUGAGCCAUAUUUAUAUGAAGGCACUGUUUCUCUGUUACAACUUAAAAGAGAACUCAAGUAAGACUAGGGGAUGCCAGGUACUUUUUCUACUUCGUUUUAAGCGUGAAUAAAGAAAUGAUGUAAACUCGA
This is a messenger RNA of Wasmannia auropunctata (little fire ant), 2286 nucleotides long. It is a transcript of the gene Caf1-55, whose product is annotated as probable histone-binding protein Caf1. NCBI's taxonomy places the organism in Eukaryota, Metazoa, Arthropoda, Insecta, Hymenoptera, Formicidae. The coding region runs from base 191 to 1723 and encodes 510 amino acids. Gene Ontology annotation, biological process: regulation of gene expression. Gene Ontology annotation, molecular function: histone binding. The transcript is spliced from 6 exons. The record is from RefSeq and is a predicted model, not a curated record. Gene Ontology annotation, cellular component: nucleus; NuRD complex; ESC/E(Z) complex.